AUGGGGUUCGUCCUUGGCGAGAUCAUGGGGCCUGCGACGUUUGCAGGCGGCUGGGCCUUCUUGAUGGCAUAUACUGGCGUCGUUUAUCUCAUCUCGGUUGAGUACUCCCGACUGAUUGCCGGUGUGCUGGAGCCCCCGCCUGUAAGGGCCCAGCGCUGGGCUCUUUUCCUUGUAAGUGCCUCCAUCCUCCUCGCUGCCCACUGCAGAGUGCUUACCGGCAUCUUUGAAUGUGCCGCGGUCACUCUACUGGUUCUGCUCUUGCUGCUCCAAGGAAACAUUACGAUGCCAGAUGGCUCAUCACCAAUUUCGUUUUCUCACAUCGCUUCCCAAGUUUUCGGCGUGUUUUACGUCGGCUACUUGCCAUCCUUCUGGGUUCGCUUGCGCGCCAUCGGUCCUGCUCUACCCAGUGGUGCACCAACAGGCUUCCUGACUGACUUUGUCCGCCUUAUCCGAUGGCCCCUUGAGCGCAGUGUCGGUUGCUGCGUCACGGUCUCUUGCGUGCUGUGUAUCAUCGCAGCAGAUUCCUGUGCCUAUUUUGGAGGCAAGCACUUUGGCAAACGGCCGCUCAUCGUGGUCAGUCCAAACAAAACGCAAGAGGGAGCCUACUGUGGUUUGUUGGGCUCUGUUCUCAUGGCGCUCCUUUGCGACAAGGCGUGGGGUUUCCCGUCCGACCCACUCAUCUCCGGGCUGGUCGGAGCACUCAUCUUCUGCGCGAGUCUUUUGGGAGACUUGGUCGUUUCUGCUAUGAAACGAGAUGCUCAAGUAAAGGACACAGGAUCACUCAUUCCAGGGCACGGUGGCAUUUUGGACCGCUUUGAUUCCUACUUCUUUGCUGCCCCUGUCGCAUACUUCUGCUGGUACGCCUACUUGAAGUAUCACAGCAACUUGCCACCUUCUCUGAUUCGUUUCAAGUCCUAG
Molecule: messenger RNA, 918 nt
Organism: Symbiodinium necroappetens
Lineage: Eukaryota; Dinophyceae; Suessiales; Symbiodiniaceae
Source: the annotation of a GenBank genome assembly